GCUGGUUUAUUCUCCUCAUACCAGAGGUCCCAUCGUGCGACAGCUGGCUCUGCUAGCAAAUAGACCUUGGGAUUGGACUCUAUCAUGCCUGUGGCUCCUGUAGAUGCGAGUGGUACCGUGCUGUAUUACGAGGAUUCUGGCCCACUGGAAGGGAACUAUACGACACUCGUCAUCGUUCAUGGGACCGCAUUUCACGGAGCUUUCUUCCGCCGUAUGAUUCCCUACGCUGCUCCCAACAACCUUCGCCUCGUUCUCCUCAAUCGCAGAGACUACCCCGGCUCGACCCCACUCACCGACACCGAACUCUCCGCUCUCAAAUCGAUCUGCGAUCCCACCUCACCUACGUACAAUGCAAUUAAGUCUCUCGAAGCGCAGUCUGAUUUCUUGAAGGCGAGGGGCUUCGAGGUGGCGGAAUUCAUGGCAUGGUUUGCGAAGACAGAAAAUAUUCCGAAAGUAGUAAAAAAUGAGGAUGGAGGGAAGGAAGGUGGCGUGGCGUUGGUGGCGUGGAGCAGUGCGAAUGGUACUGCGUUGGGGUUAUUCGCGCAUUUGAAGGGGUUGAGGAGGGAGGUUAGGGAGGGAUUGGAGCCGUAUUUGAGGACGUAUGUAUAUUAUGACGGCCCACGAUGGGUCAUAGGCUUCCCACAUGAUGAUAGGUUCGACCGUCCGUUGGUCGAUCCAAACACGACACGAGACGAACGAUGGGAACAAUUCAAAGUUUGGAUUGGAUCCUACUACUCUCACAACCCCGCCGCCUUUGUUACCCAUGAUCUCUCUCUUCUCAGCGGAACUCCCAUAACCAACCCACCUCCCGAAAAGAUCGCUACGUUGGAACGCCUCUCCCCACAAGAGAUCGAAAGCGUCAGGAGUCGAUAUGCACAAUUUCAUUCUGAGGAGGUGGUGAGAAUAUUCGGGGAUGAGAUAUACAGAGCGCAUUUUAGGGAGGGUAUGUUUGGGCGUGGAGAAGGUAUUGGGUUUACCAAAAAUCAUAUAGCAGAAAAAAAUGAGAAUAGUGUGGUGUGGCCUAACGUCGGCAUCCGAGUGUUGCAGUGUCAAGAUAGCCUGUGGGAGAUCGUAAGCGCGAUUUGGGUGAUCGAGGAGCUGUACGGCGAGCCGGAGAACGUACGGAAGAGGGAGAGAGGAGAGGCAGGGAGGAAGAUUGAGUUUACGCUGAUGGAAGGGGCCAAUCAUUGCGCACACUGGGACCAGCCAGGAAGGCUGACGAAGCUAUUCGCCAAGGUAGUCUGACAGGAUCGUUCCAGGCUUGCAGGAUCUGAACGGAGGUGAUGUGCAUGGCUGAAUUUCGAGUGCUAAUAGACUUUAUAUGUUAG
Stereum hirsutum FP-91666 SS1 is the source of this 1328-nucleotide messenger RNA. RefSeq lists its product as uncharacterized. The transcript has 6 exons. NCBI's taxonomy places the organism in Eukaryota, Fungi, Basidiomycota, Agaricomycetes, Russulales, Stereaceae. The coding region runs from base 85 to 1245 and encodes 386 amino acids. The record is from RefSeq and is a predicted model, not a curated record.